AUGUACAGCUUUUUGCAAAGUAGUUUCCUCGACUUCGAGCUAACCCGCUUGCUGGGCAGCACCAGCUCCGGCGGCUGUGAUGUUGCCGAAUUUCUCGAAGCCGUGGGCCAGAUCAAAAAGAACGACCCGGAAAGCUGGUUCUCCGCCUGGCAUGAGCAGUCCCGUCGAGCAGAGCGGAUCGCCCGCGAAGCCGCCCAACACGGUCACGCCUCCGCCGCGCAGAGAGGCUUCCUUCGCUCGUCCAACUAUGCCCGCGCGAGCGGGUACAUGUUCAUGGCCGGUGAUGAACGCGUGUUGGAAACGGCAGAGCGCGCCGUUUCCUUGUUCAGGGAAGCUUUCGUCCACAUGGACGGCCAGGUUAUUGUUUUGGACAUGCCGUAUCGGGAUGACGUCUCCAUGCCCGGAUACCUGUAUCUGCCGCCGGAGUCGAGGCGCAUGCCUGGCGGUAAGAUGCCAGUCGUCGUCAAUUGCUGCGGAGCCGACUCGACGCAAGAGGAGUUGUAUUUCGCUCUGGUAUGCGCAGGAGCUGAACUUGGCUACGCGGUUGUGACGUUUGAGGGACCGGGUCAGGGUAUGCUGCUUAAACGGGACAAGGUUUCCGCGCGAGGAGACUACGAAGUUGUUACUCGCAAAGUUUUGGAUUAUCUACAACGUAUUUCGGAACAAAAGCCGGAAUGGGGGCUGGACCUCGAGCGCAUCGGCGUCGCGGGGGCUUCGAUGGGAGCGUACUACUCCCUCCGAGCCUGCGUCGACCCUCGUAUCAAGGCCUGUGUUGCCAUUGAUGGGUUCUACAGCUUGUGGGAGGUAGCCAUGGAGAGGAUGCCAGGCUGGUACUCGUCUCUGUGGUUGUCAGGAUGGCUGCCUGAGUGGCUGUUUGACGCCUUGGUCCGCUUCGGCAUGAGGAUGGACUUCACCACGCGCUGGGAGUUUGGUCUUGGUAUGGCCAUGAUGGGUACUGCGACGCCGGGGAAUACACUGCGGCGGUUUCGGGAAUUUUCCCUCCAUCGCGAGGGAGAUGAACCGAUCGUGGAUCGCAUUAAGUGCCCUGUCCUACUGACUGGUGCGUCAAGAUCGCUUUAUGCCAGCGCACAGGAUGGCACCGUUGCUGUUUAUAAUGCACUAAAAAUGGUACCCGAGAGUGAAAAGGAGGUUUGGAUACCGUCGAGUAUCGGGGAAGGGGGAAUGACUGGAAAGGUUGGGGCUUGGGCAUUGCUUCCGCAGAAGAGUUUUCAAUUCUUCGACAAGCAUCUUCGAGUGCAUCGAGAUGUAGCUGUAUCUGGUGUGAUAUCACAGGAGCAUGCAUGA
Messenger RNA from Metarhizium brunneum ARSEF 3297, 1305 nucleotides. RefSeq names its product Alpha/beta hydrolase psoB. NCBI's taxonomy places the organism in Eukaryota, Fungi, Ascomycota, Sordariomycetes, Hypocreales, Clavicipitaceae. The record is from RefSeq and is a predicted model, not a curated record.